UUUGAAAUCCCCGCCAGAGCCGGGAUGCCAUCGCCAACGAGCGCAAGCGACUGGCCUCUCUUGCGGCGCUCUCCAUCAAGCCGCUCGAAGGACUUACUCUGCAUACGAGUCAAGAACCAUGAAAGGCAAAGCUGUCCUGAUUGUUGGCGGAACCCAGGGAAUGGGUGCGGCCUCGGCCCUCCGAUUUGCGGCGAUGGGCUCGUCGGUGACGAUUGUGGGCCGCAACUCGCUGCUCGGCGAGGGGGUGGUCUCCCGCAUGCGAGCGGCAGCGCCGUCGACCGAUAGCCGCUUUCGAUUCCGGCAGCUGGAUGUCACCAGCAUGAAAGGCUGUCGCGAGUUUUGUCAUUCGUUCGUCUCCGACCUCCGAAGCGAACAGGCCCAGCUGGGUGCCGUGGUCCUCUGUGCCGGCAAUCUGAACUAUGGGCCCCGUCGUCUGACAUCUGAAGGACUCGAGUCUGGAUUUGCGCUCAACUUCCUGUCGCGCUUUCUGAUGAUCCGAGAGCUACUUCCUUUCAUCCUGGAACACCGGCACGAUACCCGCAUCGUGAAUGUUUUGGGGGCCGGCAAUGGCGGAUCGAUCGACUACGAGGAUCUGCAGCUGGAACAUGGCUUCAGCUUCAUCCGCGCGGCUGUCGUGCAUGCGACCCUGACAGAUCUUACGACCCUGGAGCUUGGUCAGCGAUACAAGGAUCACCCAUCCAAGCCUUGCUUCUACCACAUGUUUCCGGGAGUAGUCGCGACGAAUGCCUUGGCGAAUGGAGGAUUCCCCUGCCUCAUCGCCAAGCCCGCUAGUUGGGUUGCGCCGCUUCUAUUCCCAAGCGCCGAGAAGGUAUCGAAGACAAUUGUGUCGAUUGCAAGCGAUCCGGAAUACGGACACCAUCGGUCUCCCGGGCUGCUUGGUCCGUCAGGCAGCGAGAUCCGAGUGCCUGGCUACUUGAAGGAUAGCAAAGACAAACAGCUCCAAAUAUGGCGCGUGGCCAACGAAAUCCUGGACAGGAUCUGAGCAGCAGCAUCGGCAGCAGCAUCGGCAGCAGCAUGGAGUGCGUGGGCAAUGGAGCCGUCAUCCCAGCAGAUAUGGAUGGCAACAUGGAUGGCAGCAUGGAUGGCAGCAUGGAUGGCAACGUGGAUGGUACGGAGCAAAAUCGCUUGUCAACCGAGACCGAGGACGGCUGUGUUCUGGUCGCCUGUGUCCUGGUCACCGGCUCUGAAUAUACACGGCGGUAGCACUGCGA
Molecule: messenger RNA, 1232 nt
Organism: Polychytrium aggregatum
Lineage: Eukaryota; Fungi; Chytridiomycota; Chytridiomycetes; Polychytriales
Exons: 5
Coding region: 119-1003 (294 amino acids)
Source: RefSeq, a predicted model, not a curated record